Dothidotthia symphoricarpi CBS 119687 is the source of this 783-nucleotide messenger RNA. RefSeq lists its product as uncharacterized. The record is from RefSeq and is a predicted model, not a curated record. The coding region runs from base 1 to 783 and encodes 260 amino acids. The transcript has 3 exons. Lineage: Eukaryota; Fungi; Ascomycota; Dothideomycetes; Pleosporales; Dothidotthiaceae.
AUGCCUGACGGUCGUUCGCUGCUCGCGAACACCAUGACAGCGACGGUGAGAUGUGCAUCUGGGCGCGGGCAUAGUCGUGGCCGUGGUCGUGGUCGCGGCCGUGGCCAUAGCCGCAGAGGUCUCGAAGUCGGUUUAUGCAGACGUGCCGUCGUCUGCCAUGGCAAUUACCAUGCUGUCCUCGGUCUACAAUGCGCACUGCUACACAAGGGCGUCAAAGCACACACCAAAGCCAGUAUCAUCACAAAGCGACCGGAUGACAUCAAUGGAGUGCCAGAAGAACGCGUUGCUUUUUGCUCAGCCGGACAGGUGAAGGCGCGCAGACGAAUGCGCAGAGCGGUUCCGGAGCGCAUUGGACGCCGCCGCGACGAAGCAGCCAUGCCUGGAACGAAACCCAAGGUGCACCAAGAAUGGCCGCUUGGAAACGACAGAGCAGUAGGCGAUGCUGUUUCAGGUGUGAUUCCAACAAGCGAUUGCAGUAAUGCGACGGUCGCGAUGAUGCGGAACAGUGCUCUCGCGACCGUCUAUGGCGAUGAUGCGUUGAGCCGAGCCAGCCCCAGACCAAACGAAUCGCAGGGAUCCGCGUCACAUGACGUUUCUUACAUCAACUUUUCAGGAUCAUGUAUUGAGACGAGGAAAAUUACCCAAGAUCUGUCAGGUACGUCUCCUUCGCAGAGCCAGUCUUCACCUCUGCCCAGAGAUAUCAAUGUACGGGCCGUUCUAUCCGUCCGUCUUCCGCGGGAACUGACUACCAUCUCUGGACUUUAUCCAGUUGCAUGCGCGUAA